AUUUGUCUAACCUCAAAAAUGAUCAUGGGAGCAGAGGGUUUUGGUACAAAAUCUGUGAAUUCGAAAACUUAUGCAAAUAUGGGGUUGAGUGAAUAUGAUAGAGGAGAUAAAGGAAAUCCGAAGAUUCUAUGGAUUGUAGCAUCAGUUGUUGAGAGGUCAGUUCAAAAGAAUGAGAAGGCAUUGAAGGGAUCGAAUAAGAGAGGUGUUGUGACUGUCUUCCAUGGGACAAGAGCCCCUGUUUUGACUGUUCAGCAGUACAUUGAGCGCAUUUUUAAGUACUCCAACUGCAGUCCUUCCUGUUUCGUGGUUGCAUAUAUAUAUUUGGAGAGAUUCCUCAGUCUGACUCAUUGUUUACUCACCUCUCUUAAUGUUCACCGGCUUCUCAUCACUAGCACCAUGUUGGCUGUCAAGUUUGUAGAUGAUGACUGCUACAACAAUGCUUAUUAUGCAAAAGUAGGAGGAAUAACCACAACAGAACUGAACAAGCUGGAGAUGAAAUUCUUGGAAGCCCUUGAUUUCCGACUCCACGUAAGUGUUGAGAACUUUGAUAAGUACUGCUUGCAGCUAGAGAAAGACACCACUGAGAAAUUACAGAUUGAUCGACCUCUCCGAAUUUUUGCAUGGGGAAAGGGUUUGGUAAACAAGAACAUAUCAAAUUGUUCACCUACAGUUGGAGGAUACACUUGUAGAGCUUUCUAGGGUGUAGGGAUCCAAAUCCAAUG
Molecule: messenger RNA, 722 nt
Organism: Solanum verrucosum
Lineage: Eukaryota; Viridiplantae; Streptophyta; Magnoliopsida; Solanales; Solanaceae
Product: cyclin-P3-1-like
Exons: 2
Coding region: 19-699 (226 amino acids)
Biological process (GO): regulation of cyclin-dependent protein serine/threonine kinase activity
Molecular function (GO): protein kinase binding
Source: RefSeq, a predicted model, not a curated record